AGAUGCUUUUCGUUAAAUUGCCCCGUUCGGCAUUUUAUAAUUUUGUGCGACACGAGUUUCGGUGUGAACACAGCUCAAUAUGGGUGCAUAAACGAAUAGCUGAAAAGCAAGUGUUAUAUAAAAUAAAAACAGUCAUGCAGGAUCCUAGCGCUGAUACAGAAUGGAACGAUGCCCUGCGUCGUCAUGGAAUCCUCCCUGAAAAGAAGAAGGAGGCUGAAAUUACUGAAGAUGAUCUUAUAAAAAUGAUUGAUAAUACAAUUAAAGAAAAAACACAAGAUAAAGAUUUAAAGGAUUUAUCUUUGGAUGAAUUAAAUGAAAAAGAAGAUGAAGAUUGGGAUGAUGACAGGUUGCUCGAACAAAUCAGAAAACAAAGAAUGGCGGAAAUGUAUGAGCAACAAAAGAAAGCCAAAUAUGGCGACGUUCGAGAAAUUUCUGCAGUCGACUAUGUGGAUCAGGUAAACAAAGCAGGAGAUGGAGUCUGGGUAGUGUUACAUUUAUAUAAAUCAGGCAUUCCACUAUGUGAAUUGUUGAAUAGUCAUAUAGAACAUCUUGCAAAAAAAUUCCCAGCCACAAAGUUUCUAAAAAGCGUGUCGACGACAUGUAUUCCCAACUUUCCCGACAAAAACUUACCGACGAUAUUUAUAUAUUGCGAAGGCGAUAUGAAGGCGCAGAUAGCUGGUCCCUUAUCCUUCGGUGGUAUGGGUCUUACAAAAGAUGAUUUAGAAUGGAUGUUAUCGAAACAUGGUUGUGUGAAAACAACUUUAAAAGCCGACCCACGUGGGACACAUGUCGAUAGUUCUUCAGGUUUUACCAUGUUGUCUCGAUCAUCUCGGACAAGAAAGGACACUGAGUCGGAUGACGAUGAUUAUUGAUAUUUUUAACUGUUUUUUAGAUAUAUGCAAUAUUUUUUAUGUUUUAUAUAAUCGUCUUCUAUUCACACGUUUUUUUAGGAUACGAUGAAUUUAAGGGUUUAAGCAUACACAAAACACAUGUUACCCAUUU
Molecule: messenger RNA, 1002 nt
Organism: Hydractinia symbiolongicarpus
Lineage: Eukaryota; Metazoa; Cnidaria; Hydrozoa; Anthoathecata; Hydractiniidae
Product: phosducin-like protein 3
Exons: 6
Coding region: 3-872 (289 amino acids)
Biological process (GO): protein folding
Cellular component (GO): cytoplasm
Source: RefSeq, a predicted model, not a curated record